Messenger RNA from Homarus americanus (American lobster), 3193 nucleotides. Its product is annotated as probable RNA-binding protein 46. Gene Ontology annotation, cellular component: nucleus. The coding region runs from base 24 to 1679 and encodes 551 amino acids. The transcript has 9 exons. The record is from RefSeq and is a predicted model, not a curated record. Gene Ontology annotation, molecular function: mRNA binding. Lineage: Eukaryota; Metazoa; Arthropoda; Malacostraca; Decapoda; Nephropidae.
CCUCUAUUCGGUCUGGAACUACCAUGAAUAGCGGACCCGAAAGUAACAGCAGCGCAGCCAGCUCCGUCUCUUACGACACUGUGGACCUGGCCAGCGUCCCUCACGUGCCACAAGCCCUGCAGGAGCUGAUGCUACGCACGGGCUACCCUCUGGUGCAUGAGAAUGGUCAGCGCAAAUACGGUCCGCCGCCAGGCUGGGAGGGGCCAUCGCCUCCCAAGGGGUGCGAGGUCUUCAUUGGCAAAAUUCCUCGAGACCUGUACGAGGACGAGCUGGUGCCGGUGAUGGAGCGAGCAGGCAAGAUUUACGAGGUGCGGCUCAUGAUGGACAUAAACGGCAAUAACCGCGGCUACGGCUUCGUCCAGUACUCCUCCCGCCAAGAGGCCGAGAAUGCCCUGCGCCUCAAUAACUAUGAGAUCAGACCCAAGCGGUACCUUGGUGUGAUGCGCAGCGUCGACAACAACCGCCUUUUUGUGGGCGGCAUCCCCAAGAACCGCACGCGGGAGGAAGUGCAAGAGGAGAUGAAGCGUGUUACGGAGGGCGUUGUUAAGAUCAUCUUGUACGCGUGUAUCAACGACCGCGCCAAGAACCGCGGUUACGCCUUCGUUGAGUAUACCUGCCACAAAUCAGCGGCAAUGGCCCGCAGGAGACUCUUCUCAGGCCGCAUCCUUUUAUGGGGCAACACAGAAGUUAAAGUUGACUGGGCAGAACCUGAACUCGACGUCGACAAUGACAUUAUGUCGAAGGUGAGGGUGUUGUACAUGCGCAAUUUGUCAUUAACUACCACGGAAGAAGACAUAAGGAAUCUCUGCAACAGUUCCAAUGGGGUGGAACGCGUCAAGAAACAAAAAGAUUACGCCUUUGUCCAUUUUGCUACAAGGGAGCAAGCUGAAGUUGUCAAAGCUUCUCUAAAUGGGCGUGUUGUUCAUGGUUGUGAACUGGAAAUUACAUGGGCAAAACCAGUAAAGAACCGUGAGGAAUACCAUCAGCGGAAAUCCCUGGCCCGUUCCAUGAUCAGUGCAGGACAGAACCAGACUGGCUAUGUGUCUCAUGUUACUCCUGGAGGAAUCUGGUUUGUGUCCUCUCCCAAUCAUGCCAGGGAGUCGGUCCUUGUUAUGCCACAAGUACGCAGGGCAGCUGGUACUCAGGGACUUCAGCACUACCCAACUAGAGGACUCUCUUCACGGGUCAGAGCUACAGAGACUCAGCUUGUGGGGAUCCCUGCUCCUACAAUGUUUGCGCCACAGGAACCGCAACUUAAAAGCCCACACGAGGUCAUCAUUCCUAGCUUUCCAAGUGGUGGUAUCCCUUUUCCAUCAGAGAAGAUAGCCAGCCCUGGAGGAGAAGUUCGAGGUACUCUGCAAACCAACUCUGGUAUAACAACUGUUAAUUCAAGACUGCUGCAAGCAAACCAGGCCUUACGUGGAGUUCCUCUUGCCCCACAGUACUUCAUGGCAUCUCCAAUGAACAUGCCACCUCUUAUAACACCUGCCAUGACUACUGCAAGCCCUCAGAGCAUGACAGUGUCUCCAGGCACAUAUUUGGUGCCUUCUGCUCCACUAACUGGAUAUGAAAGUCUGAAUCCUUAUGCCUUGCAAGCAGCAUUCUACCAGCAAGCUCUUAUGGCCCAGCCAGGUAUUGCAGCAAUGGACAGGCUACGUUACAGUACCACUGGGGAGUAAGCUCAGGUAUUUCACUCUCUGUCCACAGAAAGUAGCAUCAUAGUUAUCAUGUACUUCUUCUGUUAUACAUUUGGUUUAAAACAAUGGUAGUACCAUGUGGAACACUGUGGUGUUGGUGGUAUUAACAUACUGUACAUCCAAUUGUAUAACUCGUAUUAAAAUCAUACCAGUAAGAAAAUGAAGCCGCUCAGGGAACAGUGCCUAAAAACCAUUUUUAUCAAACAUUAUUCCCCAUGAACCAGAUAUUGAAGUACACAUAUAAAAACAAAUGCUGCCCAUGCACAUACCAUCACCUCAAUGCAUACCAAAACUUUAAUCCUUCAGCAAAUAAGUUGUUACUGCAUACAGUAGCUAUAUCUAGACUUUACAACUGAGGCAAAGUUAGGCAAAAUUUAGAUGAUAUGCAAGCAGAUGUGGAGUGUGUCACCCAUGUGAUCGCCAAGUCACCUUGUAGGAUAUUUCAGCAAAUACUUCAAGUAUUACAACUAUAUUGGAUCUCCAGAAUUAAUUGUUUUGGGAAACAUUAUAUAAGUACCUGUACCACUCGACUUAGAUUGUGGGAAUAAGAUUGUGCUAUAUAAUUAAGUGCAAGCAAGUCCCAAAGGUCUUGAAAGCCCUUUAGGGAUAGUGUCGAUAUGGUUCACUAAACCUUCAAUACAUGAGUAGGCAGCCAGGUCAGCACUGCACUUGACCACCUUCACUUCCUUACUCUAAAGGCAGGUACCCAUUAACAGCUAGGUGGACUGAGGAUGCCCUUGAAUAAAAUCAGUAACCCUUUGGGCAUGAGGCGAGCACAAUAUCCACUCAGUUGCUACACCCAUACUUAAGUAAACAUGAAUAAACAAUAAGAUUUCAGUAAGGAUAUAUGUCAUCCUUAUGAUGGGUGUGCAGCUUAAAGUGUCAACAGAGGGGAGUCAGCAGGUUUGUUAAUGAAAAUAUAAGACCCUCAAAAAGUAAGUCCCAGUUUGCCAUUAGAAAAGAGUAUAUUUUCUGUGAUAGCUGAUUUGUUUAUAGUCAAGACUCGCUAUAUAAGAGACCUGUCCAAUGAAUUCUGUCAACUUUAUAUUUGAUGAAGCUGCAUUUUAUAUACCGAGUAUAUGCAAUACAGUACAGUACUUGUGUUUAUUUAUUGAGAAUCAGUGUAAGAUAACUAUUUAGGUAAAAGCUUAUUCAGUACUUGUAGGUGCAUUACAAACAUGAAGUACACUUGUGAAAUAUGGGUGUAAAACACUAUACAUUAAUGAAAUACUGGAUACUUUAUUCCUUUAUGCAUUUUGAGCAUAACUUUUUUAUAAUGUUUAACAGUCAUUGAAAUUACUGUACAGGGUAUUGUACAUGUUGGUUUUUUUUUCAACAUAUUACAUCAGGUUAUGAAAACUAUGCAAUAAUAUCUCCAGUAUUUGUUAUAAGAUUCAUCAAAGAAGGUAUUCCAAAAAGCAGGUUGUAGACAAGAUUCAGAAUGAUUUUCUAAAAAAAAAAUAAGAACUGUAUUGACAAAUGUAGUGAUAUUAUGA